UUCGCCUGGCCAAAGAUGGCGGCGCCCAGAGAGGUGGCGUGAAAGUUGUUGGCGGAAGACGCUGUCCGUUCGUGCGGAAAUUUAAACAUCGGUCACCGUGCGCCAUGUCGCGACUGAUCGUGAAGAACCUCCCGAACGGGAUGAAGGAGGAGCGUUUCAGACAGCUGUUCUCCGCCUUUGGCACGCUGACGGACUGCAGCCUGAAGUUCACCAAAGAUGGCAAGUUCCGCAAGUUUGGCUUCAUCGGCUUCAAGUCCGAGGAAGAAGCCCAAACAGCACUGAACCAUUUCAACAAGAGUUUUAUCGACACCUCCCGGAUCACAGUGGAGUUCUGCAAGUCCUUUGGGGACCCAACAAAGCCCCGAGCCUGGAGCAGACAUGCCCAGAAACCCAGCCAGUCCAAGCAGCCUUCAAAAGACAAAGACUCCGUCCCCCCAGAAACUAAGAAAGAUGACAAGAAGACAAAGGCAGCAGGUGAACUGGAGAAGCUGAAGGAAGACGGCGAGUUCCAGGAGUUCCUGUCAGUUCACCAGAAGCGGACGCAGACAGCCACCUGGGCCAACGACGCCCUGGACACCGAGCCCUCGAAAGGGAAGAGCAAGCCGGCCGACGACUACCUGAACUUCGACUCCGAUUCGGGGCAGGAGAGUGAGGAGGAGGGAGCCGGGGAGGACCCGGAAGAGGAAGAUGGCAGCCUUGAACCGAAGGCAGCUGUGCAGAAGGAGCUGUCGGACAUGGAUUACCUGAAAUCCAAGAUGGUGAAGGUGGAAUCGUCGUCCUCCGAGGAGGAGGAGAGUGAAGAUGAGGCCGUGAACUGUGAUGAAGGGAGCGAGGCCGAGGACGAGGACUCCUGCGCCAUCACUGCCCAGCAGGACGGAGAGGGGCCGGGGUCUGGCCGACAGCAAGGGAUCCCGUCUAGGAGUAGGAAACCACCGGAGGCCAGGGCCGAGACAGAGAAGCCAGCACACCAGAAGGAGCCCACCACCCCCCACACGGUGAAGCUGCGGGGAGCCCCCUUCAACGUCACAGAGAAAAACGUUGUGGAAUUCCUGGCACCCCUGAAGCCGGUGGCCAUUCGAAUAGUGAGAAAUGCUCACGGGAACAAGACAGGGUACGUCUUUGUGGAUUUCAGCAGUGAAGAGGAGGUGAAGAAAGCUCUGAAAUGCAACAGAGAAUACAUGGGUGGGCGCUACAUCGAGGUGUUCAGGGAAAAGAACAUCCCCACGGCCGAGGGGACCCCGAAGAACAGCGCCAAACCCUGGCAGGGCCGGACACUCGGGGAAAACGAGGAGGAAGAGGACCUGGCCGACUCAGGGAGGCUCUUUGUGCGAAACCUGCCCUACACCAGCACCGAGGAGGAGCUGGAGCAGCUCUUCUCCAGAUACGGACCCCUGUCUGAGCUCCAUUACCCCAUCGACGGCCUGACCAAGAAACCCAAGGGCUUUGCCUUCGUCACUUUCAUGUUCCCUGAGCACGCCGUGAGGGCCUAUGCGGAGGUGGACGGGCAGGUGUUCCAGGGCAGGAUGCUCCAUGUGCUACCAUCCACCAUCAAGAAGGAAGCCAGCGAGGACACCGACACCCCAGGAUCGUCGUCUUACAAGAAGAAGAAAGAGUCUAAAGACAAAGCCAGCAGCUCCAGCGCUCACAACUGGAACACGCUGUUCAUGGGCCCCAAUGCAGUGGCCGACGCCAUCGCACAGAAGUACAGCGCCACCAAGAGCCAAGUGUUUGACCACGAGACCAAGGGCAGUGUGGCUGUGCGCGUGGCCCUGGGGGAGACGCAGCUCGUCCAAGAAGUACGCCGCUUCCUCAUCGACAACGGGGUCAGCCUGGAUUCCUUCAGCCAGGCUGCAACGGAGCGGAGCAAGACCGUGAUUCUUGUGAAGAACCUGCCGGCGGGCACCCUGGCGGCCGAGCUGCAGGAGACCUUCGGCCGUUUUGGCAGCCUGGGCCGCGUGCUCCUGCCUGAGGGGGGCGUCACUGCCAUUGUGGAGUUCCUGGAGCCCCUGGAGGCCCGCAAGGCCUUCAGACACCUGGCCUAUUCCAAGUUUCACCACAUCCCCCUCUAUCUGGAGUGGGCUCCAGCGGGCGUCUUCUCCAGCUCAGCCCCGCAGAAGAAGGAACCCCAAGAUACACCAGCGGAUCCUGCGGAAAAGGCCAGGGCGGUGCCAGAACCAGAUGGCAAGACCCCGGAAGGUGAGAAGCCGACAGAGGGAGGAGCAGACGACUCUUCAACAAAGAUGGAAGAGGAGGAGGAGGAGGAGGAGAAGGAAGAAGAGAGCCUCCCUGGGUGUACUCUGUUCAUUAAAAAUCUCAACUUCGACACCACCGAGGAGACGCUGAAGGGGGUGUUUUCCAAAGUGGGCACGGUGAAGAGCUGCUCGAUUUCCAGGAAGAAGAACAAAGCAGGUGCGCUGCUGUCCAUGGGGUUUGGGUUCGUGGAAUACAGGAAGCCGGAGCAGGCCCAGAAGGCUCUCAAGCAGCUCCAGGGUCACGUCGUGGACAGCCACAAGCUGGAAGUGAGGAUUUCGGAACGAGCCACAAAGCCAGCCCUGACAUCCGCUCGGAAGAAACAGGUUCCCCGGAAGCAGACCACCUCCAAGAUCCUGGUGCGGAACAUCCCCUUCCAGGCUGACAGCCGCGAGAUCCGAGAGCUUUUCAGCACCUUCGGGGAGCUCAAGACCGUCCGCCUGCCGAAGAAGCUGACCGGGACAGGCUCACACCGCGGGUUCGGCUUUGUCGACUUCCUCACGAAGCAGGAUGCGAAGAGAGCCUUCAACGCCCUGUGUCACAGCACCCACUUGUACGGCCGGAGGCUGGUCCUGGAGUGGGCCGACUCCGAGGUGACCCUGCAGGCCCUGCGGCGGAAGACGGCCGAGCACUUCCACGAGCCCCCGAAGAAAAAGCGGUCUGUGGUGUUGGACGAGAUCCUGGAGCAGCUGGAAGACAGUGAAAACGACAGCGAGGAGCAGACCCUUCAGCUGUGAGCUGGCACCGAGAGGGACUGCUGAGCUGGAGCCCCUCCUGCGUCUGUCUGAGGCCUGCUCACAGCGGGGGACUUGGCCUCUGUUCUGCUGCAUCCUCGCCUCUUGGGACCGUGCGCCCUGGUCUGCUCACCAUGGCCUCCUGGGUCCCCUCUGGCCACAGGGCCGCUCAUGAAGCCGAGCUCCAAGCCCAGGCACCAGGCCACUUGGCCGAGCUCAGCUGUGUUGCUAAUGCCGGACACCCUGUGAAAUAUAUCGAGUCCCCGUCCUGGCAAACGAUGUCCCAGGCUUGGGGCGCCCACAGGCGCACACCUCCUCUAGCCUGGAGACACGCCUCCCCAGGGGGGGCCUGUGGCCAGCGCACGCCAGGAGGCAGGGUGGUGGAGAGGAAAGAGCUGCGACCCAUCCGCCCUGGGUCUGAAUCCUGGCCUAGCCUCCCCAGCCGUGUCCUGGGACCAGCGAGGUCCCCUCUGACCCUCAGCUUCUCUUUCUGUGAAAUGGGGGUGAGGGUGCGCCUACCUCAGAGACGGUGCUUGGACUCAGGCAGUCAAUCCAAGUAAAGCCCAGAGAAAGCGCCCCUCA
This is a messenger RNA of Equus quagga, 3566 nucleotides long. It is a transcript of the gene RBM19, whose product is annotated as RNA binding motif protein 19. Bases 105 to 2987 code for a protein of 960 amino acids. Lineage: Eukaryota; Metazoa; Chordata; Mammalia; Perissodactyla; Equidae. The record is from RefSeq and is a predicted model, not a curated record. Gene Ontology annotation, molecular function: RNA binding. The transcript has 25 exons.